Macrosteles quadrilineatus (aster leafhopper) is the source of this 1729-nucleotide messenger RNA. RefSeq names its product SOSS complex subunit B homolog. Lineage: Eukaryota; Metazoa; Arthropoda; Insecta; Hemiptera; Cicadellidae. Gene Ontology annotation, molecular function: DNA binding. Gene Ontology annotation, biological process: response to ionizing radiation; double-strand break repair via homologous recombination; mitotic cell cycle checkpoint signaling. The record is from RefSeq and is a predicted model, not a curated record. The transcript is spliced from 2 exons. The coding region runs from base 352 to 987 and encodes 211 amino acids. Gene Ontology annotation, cellular component: SOSS complex.
GCGUAGAAGACUUCGUUUCUACUCUAGUUUGAGGUUAUAACCUAUUUGAUCAAAAUUAUGAUUUCGAACUCAACAUUUUCGAGCCUAUACUUGACGUGGAGAACUAGCCUAGUUCUUGUAUGAAACAUCUUGUGUUUAAAACGCAUUUACUACACUAUAAAUAAAAUUAUCUUCUUCUAGUGUGGUGUUUUGAGACUAUGAAGGAUUGUAGGCCUAUAGGAAUUUGCAAUGAAGUGAAGACGAAUCUUGAAAUAUUAAUCUCUGGUAGGCCUAUUUUCAAUAACGCGUAGAAUAUUUUGGGUCUAUGGAUCAAAGUUACGGUUUUUAGACUGUAACAAAAUCAGCCUAUUGAUGAGGAUGAACUCCGUGGGAGGUACGUUGGAUUCAAUCCAUAUCAAGGACAUCCGUCCGGGAUUGAAGAACUUUUCUGUCACGUUUAUCGUUCUGGAUGUGGGUCAGCCUGUGCUACUGAAGGAGAACAGAGAAGUAAGGACUUUGAAAGUUGCAGAUGCUACGGCUUGUAUUAAUCUGUCCCUGUGGGACGAACCAGGAGCUGUUAUUGCACCCGGGGACAUCAUUAGACUGAGCAAAGCCUACGCAGGAGUGUGGCGUAACGCACUUACCUUAUACUCGGGCAAAAACGGUGAUAUUGAUAAAAUAGGGGAGUUCUGUUUAGUUUUCAACGAACAGCUUAACAUGAGUGAACCUAAUUUGAACUUAUCAAACCCAAUUGGAAACCAACCCGGAGGUGGUGUGCCGAAUUUGAACAGUAAUAUAAAUAACGGUAGUGCUAAUAGCAUAGGUACACUCCAGAACAGACCCGCUCCUCUGCUACCUGCUGCAAGUGAUCGGAAAAACGCCCCUCGAUACUCGGGAGAGAGAACCAGAGAGACCUCCAUUCCUGCGGGGAAACACUCGGGGAAAAGUGGACCUAAGAGUGGGGGCAGAGGGGGUCAACGGAAUGUGAUUCGGAAUGAUAAAAGAUAAUUUAAUAAUGCAUGCGUUAAUAGUGAAGUAAUGAGUUUUAACAAAUUUUAUUCAAAUAGGCUACUACGCCUACAUACUUUUUUUAACUCAAACAUUUUAAUUUUUUAAUAUUUUAUCUAAAGUUUGAUUAAAUAUAUAUUUAUUUAAAAUAGGUAAAGUAUAAACAUGCAGAUGGAUAUUUUGUUAAAUGGUAAAUUUUUCUGUUGAUUUUAGUAAAGUAAUAAGGUUUAAAAGAUUUAGUUCAAAGUACCUACUGUUUUAAUGAAAAUAUCUUGUAUAACUUUUAAAACCUGAAGUCAUUAUAUCAUAGACUAACUAACAGAAAAUAGGCCUAGUCUUCUCAUCCCAUUGUAUAACCUGUAGCUUGUUUUUUAAGUGCGGUUCACGUUGGUGGUGUUAAACGCUAAUUUCAACAACAUUUUCUCUCUCUUUUUUUGGAGUAAAUUUUAUGAUUAGUGCUCUACUGUUGUUCUACUGUUGUUUGGUUAUAAAACCCUGGACAAGCUAUUGUUCAUAAUUACACAAUUUUAUUUGGUUUUAAACUAGUUUUAAUAGCCUACCCCUGCCGCAACAAGCCUGCAGACUAAGCGAAUUUCAACUUCUCUGAUUACAUUUUUACUAAAAUAUUUCUAUAAAUAAGACAUAUUUAUUCCCAAUUUAAAUAACAUUAGAUAUAACGAGUGCUUAGGUUUGCUGCUACGGGGAAGAUAAAAAGUGUUUUUUGACCAUACGUCAAUAGCAU